CUGCUUUUUUGGCUUUACAGCCACCAACUCUACUGAAGUGCACGCGCCAGUAACUGCGUUUUGUGCUCUGAAAAGCCUCUUGACUCUCUCUCUCUCUCUGCCUCUCUCUCUCUCUGUCAAGUACUCUCCUUCCCACUCGGUUUCUUUGAGGAUCCCACGGUUUCCCACAAGACAAGCGCACACGCGCACUGUGUCUCGGUCUCCGUGCAAGGAAGAUGAGUCGUCUCGCUCCGGUUUCUGAAGAGCCCGUUGACGAGGAGAGCACCAGGGACUGCUCCAAGAGAGGCCGGUCAUGGAGGGGCUGGCUCAGGACCCACCUGUCUUUUGCGUUCAGCAAGAAGACCAACCACCUCAAGGUCCUCCUCAGCGUCCUGGGUUGCCCUCUUUUCCCCGUCUCCGUGCAUCAAAGGACGCCGGUCAAUGAGGUGUCGUCCUCAGCACAGUACAUCGUACAGCAUUUUACGGCCGCUACAGGCUGUCGGAAGCUGGAUGGGCGAGUGAAGAACAUGUUCGCCACGGGAAAAGUCGUGAUGGCGAUGGCCGAGGAGGUUGGGCCAAUCGGGCCGUCAGCAGCCGCCGCCACUGCUGCCAUGGCGAGCAGUGUCUCGCAGCAAAAGGGGUGCUUCGUGAUGUGGCAAAUGUUGCCCGACAAGUGGCUAAUAGAGCUGGUGUUGGGCGACCAGAAGGUCGUGGCCGGCAGCAACGGCAGCAUGGCUUGGCGGCACACGCCGUGGCUCGGCACGCACGCCGCGAAGGGCGGGGUCCGACCUCUCCGGCGAGCUCUUCAGGGACUAGAUCCAGUAACGAUAGCGGCCAUAUUCUCUACGUCGGAAUACAUGGGAGAGAAGAAGAUUGGGGAUGCGGAUUGCUUCGUCCUCAAGCUGUCUGCAGAUCAGACGGACCUGUCCAACCGGAGCGACAGCACGGCGGAGACAAUCAAGCAUGCCGCUUUCGGCUACUUCAGCCAAAAGAACGGACUCUUGGCGUACUUGGAGGACUCUUACUUGACAAGGAUACAAUCCCCUGGGACACACCCCAUGUACUGGGAGACCUCGAUAGCCACUCAGAUCCGGGACUACCGCGAAGUGGACGGCGUCAUGAUCGCUCACUCCGGCCAAUCGAGUGCGAUCAUCACACGUUUCGGGGAUGAUAAUCUACGGGCAGGCCCAGCAGUCACUCGGUUGGAAGAGACGUGGAUCAUCGAUGAUUUCGCGUUCAACGUGCCUGGUCUAUCCAUGGACAGCUUCAUUCCACCCAAGGACGUGAGGAAGGACCAUUUUCCGUCAGAUGAUGAUUGGAAAUCACCAUUAGACUGAUACAUGUUUUUUUCUCUUUUGCCUCUUUAUGAUCAGGAGUUAGUGUUGAUGCAAGGAAAAAGGGAAGGUGCAUCUUGUUUAGUGUCAUUGACCGACAAAAUUGAAAGUCUAAUUCAUUUGGGUGUAUAUGGAGUAUAGCGAUUGUGUCCAAAACUGCUUCCAAAGCCUUUUUUUGGUCCUGUUUUGGUGCGUACCCAAAUCAUAAAGCAGAUUAAUAAGAUCACUAGCUCUUAGACAGAUA
This is a messenger RNA of Syzygium oleosum, 1557 nucleotides long. RefSeq lists its product as uncharacterized. Lineage: Eukaryota; Viridiplantae; Streptophyta; Magnoliopsida; Myrtales; Myrtaceae. The record is from RefSeq and is a predicted model, not a curated record. The transcript has 3 exons. Bases 216 to 1316 code for a protein of 366 amino acids.